Messenger RNA from Symbiodinium sp. CCMP2456, 1104 nucleotides. NCBI's taxonomy places the organism in Eukaryota, Dinophyceae, Suessiales, Symbiodiniaceae. The record is from the annotation of a GenBank genome assembly.
AUGGCUGUGGCUGAACUGGAUGUUGUUCAAAGUGUGUGCAACCAGUUACCGCAUAUGAUGUGUACGUUCAACGACUCUUGCGUCAUUUUACAAUGGUUGGAGUAUGCAACUGCCACCAUUCUGACGAGUGUGCUUUUCCUCGACGCCGGGUCAGCUGGAUCAGAGAGCAGGAGCAUUUGGCCUCUAGCCACCGUUGUCUAUCGUGCGGCACGUUUUCAGCUAGGCAAGCAUGGGCAUUGCUUGCUUCGUUGGAUGAAUCCCUUGCUUCAGUAUCAGCGUUCUGAAUUUUGCACAGAGGAUGUCCAUCAGAAUGGCGCGAUAGCCAAUUUCGACGAAAAGGAGAGCUUCAUUCACCGUCCACAGAUUGGUAUGAGACGGUCAGACGUCUGUGCUCAAGAAGUUGCCUGGCUCGAAGCAAAGCAGAUCGGCAAGAUCGCACUGAAGUACCCGUAUGGUUUGGUGGAGAUGAGAUUUCACUUACAUGCGCUGACCCUGGCCUUCAUCGUCAUGCUCUGCAUUUUCGAGCCACUCGCGAAGCUGUUUUUCACUCUGGGCAGUACAGAUCACGCAAACAAGCGCGACCAGAGGGGACGACAACCAAAAGUCACCAGAGUGCAUUAUCCGUAUGACCGCAGAUGGGAGAAAGCGGUCGACCCAGCAUAUCACUACGUCAUGCAGAGUCUGCACAACUGUACCGCCUCAAACUGGUGUUUGAUCAUCUCUACAGUUCGAAGGUCGGGAGCCAACGCCGUGUCGCAAUUUUUCGAGCUUUGUCGAUGGGUGUACAGUAACAACUCCACCUCUGCUCAGAAGUUGAUAUUUGCCAUGAAUGAGGAGGAGUUGAAAGACGCCAUUAUCAAUGUGCCUCCGUUUGAGGAGGGCAUGCGAGCGAGAGAGGCCGCCCUGGAACCCUGGUUUCCGGGCAUUAACCUGUCUGAGAAUAUCAUGAUUACUUCGAACGGUUCUACACAUCCCUGGCCCAUGCACUACUCCAAGAUGAUGAGCUACUUCCGCAACGAGUCGCGGUGGCCCACAGAUCUUGCGGAGGAGCUACGGCGUCAAGACAUGAUGGUUUUGUUCUAUCCAGACGGGAGGCUGUUUUGA